AUGACAGUAACUAAAAAAAUACUAUGUUUGCCAGGGUACUUGCAGAGCGGAAAGAUAUUUGCUGAAAAGUCUUCAGGACUACGUAAACUUCUCACUAAGAAACUUAACCUCCAAUUGGAUUAUGUAAAUCCACCAUUCGUGAUAAAGAGCAAAGAAGAUUUACCAUUUACAUUAGCUGAAGAAGAAGAAGAUGCAGACCUAAAAUGGAAAUCCAUAAUUGACCAAAAUUGUAAUAGAUGCUGGUGGCAACACCACGAUCCAAAUGUUUAUGAAGGUUUUGACCAAUCAUUGGAGUAUUUAGUGGGUUAUAUUAAGGAAAAUGGUCCCUAUGAUGGUAUAAUAGGAUUUUCUCAAGGAGCUGCUAUGAGUGCGGUAAUUAUUAACGUAAUAAGCGAGUUAAUCCCUAAUCACAAAAACUUUCAAAUUGCGGUCUUAUUUUCUGGUUUUGCAUUUACAGAACCAAUUGACCCAUCCAAAGACAACAAGUUGAAUUUAAACUACCAAAUCAACGAUACAAAUGAAUAUACGUCUAAGGUAAAAUUAAUUGACAAUUAUAAGAGAUAUUAUCGAUCCAUGGAUACUACUACAAGAGUCCUCAACGUAUACGGUUCUAAAGAUAUGACUGUUCCUGGUAUUAGGUCACAGUAUUUGUCCACAACAUUCAAGGAUGAGAUGUUGACAGAAUAUGUACACGAAGGAGGACAUUUCAUACCAAAUAAGAAGCAAUUUCUUACUCCAAUUAUUGAAGAUUUUAGAGAGGUUUUUGAUAUUAAAUCAAAUUUAUAA
This is a messenger RNA of Debaryomyces fabryi, 786 nucleotides long. Its product is annotated as putative serine hydrolase. Bases 1 to 786 code for a protein of 261 amino acids. The record is from RefSeq and is a predicted model, not a curated record. The transcript has a single exon. Gene Ontology annotation, cellular component: cytoplasm; nucleus. Lineage: Eukaryota; Fungi; Ascomycota; Pichiomycetes; Serinales; Debaryomycetaceae.